AUUAUUACUUCCGGCGAAUCCAGAACUCUCUGGUUCUUGUCUGAGACUUCUCCAUCUUUCUACAAUUCUACAUCAUCUCCGUGAGUUCUCUCUCGAAAUGUCGUCUUUAACCCCUCCGAUGCGUAUAUAUAUCUGCCACCAUCGAUUCGGAUUGCUCAUCAAGCAGACAAGCAAACAACAAUCCAAAGAAAUCGAAAAAAACCUAACCUUCGCAAUCAUCAGCAAAACCUACAACAAUGGCGACGAAAUCAGACAAGGCUAUCGGCAUCGAUCUCGGCACCACAUACAGCUGCGUCGGAGUGUGGAUGAACGACCGCGUCGAGAUCAUCCCCAACGACCAAGGAAACCGAACCACACCUUCCUACGUCGCGUUCACCGAUACAGAGCGUUUGAUCGGCGACGCGGCCAAGAACCAGGUGGCGUUGAACCCUCACAACACCGUCUUCGACGCGAAGCGUCUCAUCGGUCGUAGAUUCACCGACCCUUCCGUUCAGAGCGACAUGAAACACUGGCCCUUCAAAGUCGUCUCGGGUCCCGGAGACAAACCGAUGAUCGUCGUCUCGUACAAGAACGAGGAGAAGCAGUUCUCUCCGGAGGAGAUAUCCUCCAUGGUGCUGGUUAAAAUGAAGGAAGUGGCCGAGUCUUUCCUGGGCCAGGAUGUUAAAAACGCCGUCGUUACGGUCCCUGCGUACUUCAACGACUCUCAGAGACAGGCCACGAAGGACGCCGGGUCUAUCUCCGGGCUCAACGUUCUGCGGAUCAUCAACGAGCCGACUGCUGCUGCCAUCGCCUAUGGGUUAGACAAGAAAGGGACCAAGACAGGUGAGAGGAACGUGUUGAUAUUCGAUCUCGGCGGCGGGACGUUUGAUGUUUCGUUGCUGACGAUCGAGGAAGGCGUCUUCGAGGUGAAAGCCACGGCUGGAGAUACUCACCUCGGAGGGGAAGACUUUGACAACAGGCUCGUCAACCAUUUCGUUGCGGAGUUCAAGAGGAAGCACAAGAAGGAUGUCAGCGGGAACGCGAGGGCGUUGAGGAGGCUGAGAACGGCCUGCGAGAGAGCGAAGAGGCGAGCGAAGAGGACGCUUUCCUCCACGGCUCAGACGACUAUAGAGAUCGAUUCUUUGCACGAGGGUGUUGACUUCUACGCGACGAUAUCGCGUGCGAGGUUCGAGGAGAUGAAUAUGGAUCUGUUCAGGAAGUGUAUGGAUCCUGUGGAGAAAGUUUUGAGAGAUGCUAAGCUUGACAAGAGCCGUGUCCAUGAGGUGGUUCUCGUCGGAGGAUCCACGAGGAUACCUAAGAUUCAGCAGCUUUUGCAAGACUUUUUCAACGGGAAGGAGCUCUGCAAAAGCAUUAACCCGGACGAAGCUGUCGCCUACGGAGCUGCGGUUCAGGCGGCGAUUCUGACCGGUGAAGGGAGCGACAAGGUGCAAGAUAUUCUGCUUCUCGACGUGGCGCCGCUGAGCCUUGGAAUCGAGACGGCUGGUGGAGUGAUGUCUGUGUUGAUCCCGAGGAACACGACGGUUCCUUGUAAGAAGGAGCAGGUGUUCUCCACCUAUGCGGACAACCAGCCGGGGGUUCUGAUCCAAGUCUACGAAGGAGAGCGCGCGAGGACGAAAGACAACAACCUUCUCGGGACCUUUGAGCUUAAAGGCAUCCCUCCUGCUCCGCGUGGAGUCCCUCAGAUCAAUGUUUGCUUCGACAUGGACGCCAAUGGGAUCUUGAACGUGUCGGCGGAGGAUAAAACCGCGGGUGUGAGGAACCAGAUCACGAUCACGAACGACAAAGGGAUGAGCAAAGAGGAGAUUGAGAAGAUGGUGCAAGAUGCUGAGAGGUACAAGGCCGAGGAUGAGCAGGUGAAGAAGAGAGUGGAGGCCAAGAACGCGCUGGAGAACUAUGCUUACAAUAUGAGGAACACUGUCAAGGAUGAGAAACUGGCGCAGAAGCUGGAUCAAGGGGAUAAGCAGAAGAUCGAGAAGGCGAUUGAUGAGACGAUAGAGUGGAUUGAAGGAAACCAGCUGGCGGAAGUUGAUGAGUUUGAGUAUAAGUUGAAAGAGCUGGAGGGUAUUUGCAACCCAAUCAUCUCCAAGAUGUAUCAGGCUGGUGCCGGUGCCGGUGCUGGAUAUCCCGAUGGUGGUGUGCCUGCAAACGGUGGCUCAGGUGCUGCUGGAGGUCCAAAGAUAGAAGAGGUUGAUUAGAGCGGUGAUAAAUGCGGAAACAGAGUGGUUAUGGACCGGUGGAAAGUCUUUCUUUGUAUUAUGCAUGUCUUAAGUAUCUAAGAGUGUCUUUUGUUUUGCUAAUGAAACCAAUGAGAACUAGCUAUAUGCUUUACUCAAUUGUUUUUGUUUUUGUUUCAUGUAGUAAAUUAAGUAAUUUCUUCCUCUAAUAA
This is a messenger RNA of Raphanus sativus (radish), 2386 nucleotides long. Its product is annotated as heat shock 70 kDa protein 5. The record is from RefSeq and is a predicted model, not a curated record. Gene Ontology annotation, cellular component: cytoplasm. Lineage: Eukaryota; Viridiplantae; Streptophyta; Magnoliopsida; Brassicales; Brassicaceae. Gene Ontology annotation, molecular function: ATP binding; heat shock protein binding; misfolded protein binding. Gene Ontology annotation, biological process: cellular response to unfolded protein; protein refolding.